Molecule: messenger RNA, 2265 nt
Organism: Stylonychia lemnae
Lineage: Eukaryota; Ciliophora; Spirotrichea; Sporadotrichida; Oxytrichidae
Source: the annotation of a GenBank genome assembly
AUGAUAGCGUUAGAGGAUGAUACCUUAAGUGGGAAAAUCUCCUAUAAAAUAAUGAAGGCUUCCGUGCAUACUCCAAUUAUAUCAAAGCAUAACAUUUUCAAAACUGGGACUGAAAUCAAAUCAGGUGAAAUAUUAAAAGAUCAAAAGUUGACUGACGCUUUUAAUGUCGUUCAAAGUUAAUUAUCAACAACUAUAAAUGUGAAUAAUAGCACUUCCUCUCUUUUGCAAAACUAGAAAACCCAAUCUUAAAUCAAAGAUGAUGAGAAGUCUAAGAUAUACGAGUAGAUGAAGCGAUUUACCUAAUCCAAUAGUAAAAAUUCUCUAAAAGACAUAAGAUUUAAGGAGGAAGCCUUUUACAAGCCAAAAGACAUAUUCCCAAUUGACUAUGAUUAACUAUAUAAUCCAAAGAGCACAGCUAAAAAGAAAAAAUAGGAAUAAGAAUCUCCAGUAAAGAAAAGAUAGGGAGGCAUUAGAAGCAAUCCUAAAUCCGAGACUGGUUUGCCUAGGUUUGACGAUUCUUAAACGUUAGCAUUUGAUAGAGGCAUCUCUGGACUGUCCCCUAUAAAAAACAUGGCAUUUAAAAACAUGAAUUAUGACAUUAAAGAGAGCAAUUUGGAGCUAAUUUCAUCAGAGUCUUAAAGGAAAAGAGGUCCUCGUUAGCCUUAUCAUUUCAGAGUAUAAUCUUACGACGAUAAAAUAGCUAGCAGAAGAAUUAAAAAAAAUUAUCCGUCAUAAAUUGAGCUUGAAGAGCUUAACAUAUUAAGGAUUAAACAAGUAAAAGAAUUAGAUCAGUUUAAAGUAGUGCAGCUUUAAAUUACUCUAGCUUAAAUUCUCAAAAUGAUUGAGAGCUAGGAGAAGCAGCUAAGUAAUAAAUAGCAAAAAAUUCUGUUGAACACUUUAGCUACUAGUUAAGCUCUGAUGGUAGAAAAUGUUAUUAGUGAAAGUCAAAAUCGGGUAAAUCAGAUCUAAAGAGAUAAGGAGGAGAUAGAGAAAAUCAAGUUAAACUUGUAGGAAUUACAAAUAAAAAAGAGGAUGCUUGAAGAGGAGAUAAACAGUCUUAAGAGGCCUGAUGAUGUCGAGGUCAAGGUCAAGGUGAACCUUAUAAAGAAGUUAAAUGAUAAGAUUUAAAAUUCUAAGUUACUUAAACAAGCUUCUCUUAAUAAGAGUUUAGAUAAGAAGGGAACCUUGCUACUGGAUAAUCUGAAUAAUGAAACUGAGAAGGAAAAGAAGGCAAAAGCUGAUAAAACUUCGCUCAACUCACAUCUCAUCGACUACUUUAGUAAAAUAAGACAGAAAAAAAUUGAUAAGGAUAAGAAUAAAUGUAAGAAACCCAAGACUACAAUGGAAUUACUCAUUAAAGAGCAUGAUAAGCAAAAUAAGAAUCUACUUCAGGUAUUUGUAAACAAGUAUAAGCAGAGUAUAGUAGAGAAGAAGUCUUUGAUUGAUGGUAAAAGUGAUUAACAUGUGCGUAGAGCCAAUGAAGAUGAGGAGAUCUGGGAUGACCUGGUAAUAGAGGAUAGUAAAUUGAUACAAAAGCAUAAAUUGGUGUCGAAUUUGAACUUAGGUGGGGCUAACGAAAGCAAUUAUAAUUUGAUAAGUGGCAUGAAUUUACUUUAGUACUCUCAAAUGAAUCUGCAAAAUAAUAAUAAAAUCAAAUAGUAUGAAGAAACAGUGGAUUUUCCAUAGAUAGUGGCGAGGGCUCUUGAUGAAGACUUAGAAAAUGCAGGUGGUUUGGAUGGUGGAUUAAAUGACGAUAUUAACUCUGUUGAUUAAGAUAUGUCCAAAAGCACAGUUUUUCAAUUGAGAUAGUAGUAGAGUAGAGUUAGUAAAAACUCACUGAAUGCUAGUCCUACUAAUAGGCUUCAUUCGAAAUAGGCAUCUUUUAAAUCUGCUGUUGAUAAUUGCUAAAUUAUAUUAAAAGAUUUCCAGAUAGAAUAUAAAAAAGAAAUUGAAGCUAAUGAAAAGCUAAACAAACGCUUUGAUUUUCUUAAACUUAUUAAGGAGUCUGACAACCAAUGUAACGAGGAUAGGAAAUUGACUGAAGAAGAGGAGAUUUAGAUUGAAUUUAUCAAGCACUGUAUUUAAAACAAAGUUUUGCCUCUCCCAUUAGUUGAUAAGAUAAAGACAAUGGGUCUAGCUCUCAAGAACUAUGCACUUAAUGGAGAUAUCUCAUAGUCUUUAGCCGACUUGAUUCAAGUAUUUUUUAGACAUUAACUGCUUUAUAGAAAUAUGCAACAAAAGGUCAUCUCUCUAAGAUAAAAUUGA